This is a messenger RNA of Racocetra fulgida, 2371 nucleotides long. The record is from the annotation of a GenBank genome assembly. NCBI's taxonomy places the organism in Eukaryota, Fungi, Glomeromycota, Glomeromycetes, Diversisporales, Gigasporaceae.
UGUAAUUGGUUUUAAUUUAGCCAUUGCGGGUAUUUACGGCUAUACUUUAUAUCAGCAAAAGCAAGAACAAGCCAAAAUAGAAACUUUUUAUCAGCAAGAAACUAAAAAAAUCUGUGAAGAAAAUAAUAUCACCGCAGAGGAAUGGAAAACUAUUCAAGAUAGUAGUCAGCCAUCAAUAAUAGAUGAAUACAACAUUUUCUCUAAUUCAGAGGAAUUAAAAACCCAACAAUUAGAAAAUCUAAAAACAGUUAUCCAAACCAAAGAAGAAGUCCGCCAAAAAGAAUUAGAAAUCCAAAAAAAGGCUGAAAACUUACAAAAGGUCACGGAACUUGAAGAAAAAUUAAAAAAAGCCCGGGAAAAUUUGGAGUUUAAAGAAAAAUCUCUUCUUUUAAAAGAAAUGGAAAAAGCAAACGAAUAUCUGGAUCUAGAAAUUGACCUAGAUUUAGGGAAAGUAUUAGCAACUAAAAUAGAAAAAUUACCUCUCCCUAACGAAGAAGAAUUAGAAAUUAUUAGUCAGUUACGCUUAACGAUGGAUAAAUUUGCUCUAAUUGCUUUCCAAGCCCAAUAUUUAACUCCUAAUGAAAGGCAGCAAGUAAUCGAGAAUUUUCCUAACUUCAACCAGGACUUAAAAUUGAAGUUAAUUAAUUCUGGCCUUAACCAACUAGGAAUAAGCACUCUCAAAAAGAAACAAAUUUUUGUUAAUUUCAAUCAUACCAUCUAUAAUGCAAAACAAAACUUUGGUCUAACUCUCAAAGAAAAAGAAAAUAUUCUCCGAAUGUUUAUUAAUGAAUUGGAUUUGACCAAAGAGCAACAGCAAGCAUUAGAACAAGUAGGGGAAGACCAAAAGCAACCAUUAUUAAAAGCCGGUUUGAGUAGAGUAAAUUUGACGGAGGAACAAAAGAAUCAAUUAGUUAAUUUACAUCCUGAUACUUUUAAAAUCUUUUCUUUGAACGAGCAGCAAAAAAAUAUUCUCCAAGCCCUAGCUCCUUUAACUCGUGAAGAUAAAUAUUCCGAGGAUGGUUUACAAAUAGUAAGGAAAUUGGAAUUAAAACCAAGUAGUCAAAACUUUUUAGUAAAUGAAGAAAUAAUCCCUAAUCCUAAUUUAGAUUUCGGCGAAGUAAAAAGCCCUUAUUUGCCACUCAAACUGAAAUUCCUAACUGGGGAACAAAAAAUAUUAAGAAAAGAACGGGAAGCCCAAGAAAAACAAUUACGAGCCGAAGAAAUAUUAGCCAAUAAGCAGUCCAUAAUUACUUCUCUAUUAGAUCAAGGAACCGAAAAAGAAGCGGUUAGGAAAGUAAUUAAAACUUUAUCUAAUGACACACUGCUUUCCCAUCAACAAUACGCCGAAUUGUCAACUCUUUUAACUAAAUAUCCCAACAAAUAUUAUCAAGAAUAUUUAAAUUCUCUAACAGAAGUCCAAAUAACCAUCAAUAAAACUAUUUUAGAAAAAUAUGCUUCCAGUCAAAACCCAAAAGAACGAGAAAUAUUUAAGGAUUUAAAUCUUGAAGAACUAAUAAAUGAGAAGAUAAAUCAAGCCUUAGCGGGUUAUCAGCCCCAAGAAGUUUUUUAUGAUAGUGAAGAGGAAUUGGAGGAACAGGAAGAAAAUAAGGAAAGUAAAGAAACCCAAGAACCGAAACCUUCCACUUCCCGUUAUGACGACUUAUUUGCUAAUCUCAACCAAGAAGAGGAGGAAAGACUGAGAAAAAAAUUAGAAAGGGAAGAAACCCGCAAAAAAUUAGAAGAAGCGGAAUUAACCCCAGCCCGGGAAAAAGCCCUAAAAGAAGAACAAGAAACUCAUUUAGCCAAUCAGAAAAGAAUUAUUGAAGAACAACAGCAAGCCCGCCAAGAAGCCUUUAAUAAUCAGCAAAAAGAAGCCGAGUUAGCCGAGGAGAAAAAAAGAAAAGAUAUUGAAAACUUGGAAAAGCAAAAUCAGUUUGCUAAGGAACAAUUAGAGAAGCAAAAAGAACUCUUGGAAAAAGAAACCCAGGAAAAAUUAAAAAAUAUUGCUGCGGAAGAUGAAAAAGAAAGGCAAAAAAUAUUGAAACAACAGCAAGAACGAGAAAUAGCCUUGGAAAAUGAGAGAAGAGAAAAUGAAAGAAAUCUCCAAGUCCAAAAACAGCGUUGGGAAGAUGAGUUAAAGAAACUAAAACAAAACAACGAAAAAGAAUUACAAGAGGCUAAAAAUAAGUUAGAUGCCGAGAAAAAGAAAGCCGAAGAAGAAUUAAACCGCUUAAAAGAAGAAGAAAAAUUGGCCGAGCAAGAAAAAGAAAAGAGAGAAAAAGAAUUAGAAAAAGCCAAACUUCUUAAUAAGCAAAAGCAAGCUGAGUUAGAAAAGGAAUUUGAAAUCAGCAAAUUACAAGCCAAGGCCUGA